Messenger RNA from Vigna angularis (adzuki bean), 3985 nucleotides. RefSeq lists its product as uncharacterized. The coding region runs from base 44 to 3985 and encodes 1313 amino acids. Lineage: Eukaryota; Viridiplantae; Streptophyta; Magnoliopsida; Fabales; Fabaceae. The record is from RefSeq and is a predicted model, not a curated record. The transcript is spliced from 3 exons.
UUGUGCUAUCAUUUCAUGAUUUUAGGGUGUUGUGACUUAGUGCAUGACUAGGGGAAAUCCUGGGCCUAUACCACCCUUUGAUCCUGAGAUUGAUAGAACUUUUCAUAGGUUAGCUAGGCAUUCUAGAAAUUUAUCUUUAGAGUCUGUUUUUGAGUCUGUUCCAUUGGAUACUAUGCAUCCCAUUGCUGAGUACUUUGUGCAUACUGCAUCUACUGCAUCUGUUGCAUCUGCACUUGAUUUUGAUUUUGAUUCUGUUGUUUUUCACACUGAGAACAAUAUGGCACAACCUCCACCUCGUGAGAGGACUUUUAGGGAGAUGGCUGCACCUGAUUUCGAUAUUGAAAGCUUGUGCAUCCAAUAUCCUGAUGAGGACGUUCCAUUUGUUCUCAAGACUGGACUGAUCCAUUUGUUGCCCAAGUUUCAUGGUCUUGUAGGUGAGAGUCCUCAUAAGCAUUUGAAGGAAUUCCACAUUGUCUGUUCCAGUAUGAAACCACAUGAUGUUCUUGAAGAGCACAUCUUCUUGAAAGCAUUCCCUCAUUCAUUGGAAAAUGUUGCUAAGGAUUGGUUGUAUGGUUUGGCGCCUAGAUCCGUCACUAGCUGGGAUGAUUUGAAGAGGCUGUUCUUGGAUAAAUUUUUCCCAGCAUCCCGGACCACAACUAUCAGAAAAGACAUAACUGGGAUUAGGCAGCUUGGUGGAGAGAACUUGUAUGAGUAUUGGGAGAGAUUCAAGACACUUUGUGCUAGCUGUCCCCACCAUCAGAUACCUGAACAACUCCUUAUCCAGUAUUUCUAUGAGGGUUUGAACAACAUGGAUCGGGGUAUGAUUGAUGCUGCCAGUGGUGGAGCUCUUGGAGACACCACACCUAUUGAGGCCAGGCAAUUGAUUGAGAAGAUGGCCUCCAACUCCCAGCAGUUUAGCACCAGGAAUGAUGCCAUUGUGGUGAGGGGCGUACAUGAUGUUGUUGCCCAGUCUUUAUCAGCUGUUGAAAGUAAGUUGGAAGGCAAGAUUGACUCUCUUGCGAAGUUGGUGACACAGUUGACUACCAACCACAGAUCUGUAGCUCCAUCUGCAUAUGUUGCACGACUAUGUGUUAUUUGUCCUUCUAGUGACCACUAUACAGAUGCAUGUCCUUCUUUGCAGCACCCUACUGCCUCUGAUGCGCCUCAGGCUUAUGCUACGAACAUCUACAACAAUAGGCAGCCACAACAGCAAAAUCAUGACUUGACCAGCAACAGCUACAACCCAGGGUGGAGGAAUCACCCCAAUCUUAGAUGGAACAAUGCGCCACAGCAUCAACAGUGGAUCUUCUCCCUUUUCCACCACCACCGCUGUCGCACCUUCUCCAUUGUUUGCCGACCUAUCCCUCUUCCAUUCCCUUCACGGGCACUUCCUAGCAAAAUGAUGGAAGAGGUGGAUAGGGAAAUUCUGGAGACCUUCAGAAAGGUAGAGGUGAACAUACCUCUACUCGAUGCCAUCAAGCAGAUACCGAAGUAUGCCAAAUUCUUGAAGGAGCUGUGCACACACAAGAGGAAGAUGAAGGGCAAUGAGAGGAUUAUCAUGGGAAGGAAUGUAUCUGCACUUAUUGGUAAGUCGGUCCCGCACAUUCCAGAAAAGUGCAAGGACCCAGGUAUAUUUUACAUUCCUUGUGUGAUUGGAAACAAUAAAUUUGAGAAUGCCAUGCUUGAUUUGGGUGCUUCUGUUAAUGUCAUGCCUUUGUCUAUAUAUGCAUCUUUGUCUCUUGGUCCUUUGCAAACCACGGGUGUGGUCAUUCAGUUGGCCAAUAGGAGUGUUACCCACCCAACAGGUUUCAUAGAGGAUGUCUUGGUUAGGGUUGGUGAAUUGAUUUUUCCUGCUGACUUUUAUGUUUUGGAAAUGGAGGAGGGAUUCUCUCAUGGAUCCUUUCCCAUUAUCUUAGGCAGGCCAUUCUUGAAAACUGCCCGAACUAAGAUUGAUGUGUAUGCUGGAACUUUGUCUAUGGAAUUUGCUGAUAUUGUUGUUCAUUUUAAUAUCCUUGAUGCAAUGAAAUUUCCAGCUGAGGACCAUUCUCUGUUUAGGAUCGAUGCAUUGGAUGACAUUAUUGAUGAAUUUGUUGUUGACGACUUUCAUUCUUUGCAUGAGAAGAAGCAUUCUUUUCUAUCUUCUUUGCAUUCAUGCAUUGAAUCUGGAUUCGAAUCAGGAUUUGAGAAUGAUGUUGAUAAUGUUGUGGAUUUUGAUGAGGAUUGUGAUGUGAUGAGUGUUAUGCCUUUACCUGUACACUCUUUAGAGUCAGAACGCAUUAACCACGUUGUAGGAAGUACACUUGAAUCUGACUUGCAAGCACCCACUCUUGAGCUGAAACAGCUUCCAGAUAACCUCAAGUACGUGUACUUGGAGGAUGAUGAGAAGAAACCGGUGAUCAUUUCUACCUCCCUUGAUUCUGUUCAAGAGGAGAAGUUGCUUGGUGUGCUGAGGAAGCACAAGAAGGCCAUUGGUUGGAGUUUGGCUGACAUACCUGGUAUUAACCCAUCCACAUGCAUGCAUAGAAUUCUUUUGGAAGAUGGGGCAAAGCCAGUGAGACAACCACAAAGAAGGCAAAACUCUGUGAUCAUGGACGUCAUCAAGAAGGAGGUGACCAAGCUUUUGCAAGUUGGGAUCAUCUACCCUAUUUCAGACAGUCAGUGGGUGAGCCCCAUCCAUGUUGUGCCCAAGAAAACUGGCCUCACUGUGGUGAAGAAUGAGAGGGAUGAGCUUAUCCCAGCUAGAGUGCAGAACAGCUGGAGAGUCUGCAUUGACUAUAGGAGGCUCAACCAAGCAACCAGGAAAGAUCAUUUCCCCCUUCCAUUCAUUGAUCAGAUGCUGGAGCGCCUGGCAGGUAAAUCUCAUUAUUGUUUUCUUGAUGGUUUUUCUGGUUACUUUCAAAUAAAUAUUGCGCCUGAGGAUCAAGAGAAAACCACAUUCACCUUCCCCUUUGGCACUUUUGCCUAUAGGAGGAUGCCCUUUGGUCUAUGCAACGCCCCUGGUACCUUCCAACGGUGCAUGCUUAGCAUUUUUAGCGACUUUCUUGAGAGUUGCAUAGAGGUGUUUAUGGAUGAUUUUACUGUGUAUGGAUCCUCUUUUGAUGCAUGUUUAGACAGUCUGGAAAAAGUUUUGAAAAGAUGCAUAGAAACAAACCUUGUUCUCAAUUUUGAGAAAUGUCACUUCAUGGUUGAACAAGGUUUGGUUCUAGGGCAUAUCAUUUCUGAUAAGGGGAUAGAGGUAGACCCUGCUAAGAUAUCUGUGAUUUCACAGUUGCCUUACCCCUCUUGCGUGCGAGAUGUGCGAUCUUUCCUUGGACAUGCAGGUUUCUACAGGCGCUUCAUCAAAGAUUUCAGCAAGAAGGCACUCCCUUUGUCCAGACUACUGCAGAAGGAUAUUGACUUUGCUUUUGAUGACAGAUGCAAGCAGGCGUUUGAUUGCCUGAAGGAAGCUUUGACCACCACCCCUAUCAUUCAGAAAAUUGACAAGCUGCGGCGAGUGAUCUACUAUGCUUCACGCACUUUGAAUGCUGCCCAAGCAAAUUAUACCACCACUGAAAAAGAGUUAUUGGCAAUUGUUUUUGCCCUUGAUAAGUUUAGGUCAUAUUUGCUUGGAUCACCUGUUAUUGUGUAUACUGACCAUGCAGCUCUAAAGUUUUUGUUGAAAAAGGCUGAGUCAAAGCCUAGAUUGAUCAGGUGGAUGCUACUGCUCCAGGAGUUUGACUUGCAGAUUAAAGACCGGAGUGGAGCACAAAAUUUGGUUGCAGACCACCUCAGCCGGUUUGAGAGAGCUGGGAAUGAAGCUGAUGUGUUGCCCAUCCAGGAUGACUUUCCUGAUGAGAGUUUGUUGAUGAUUUCUUAUUCUCACCCCACUCCUGGGUUUGCACACAUUGUAAAUUAUUUGGUUGCUUCUGUUUUUCCUCCCUUAGCAUCACGUGCUCAGAUUGCUAAAAUUAAGAGUGAUGCUAAGUAUUAUGUUUGGGAUGACUGA